Messenger RNA from Pelmatolapia mariae (spotted tilapia), 3605 nucleotides. RefSeq names its product cyclin I family, member 2 (gene ccni2). The transcript is spliced from 5 exons. NCBI's taxonomy places the organism in Eukaryota, Metazoa, Chordata, Actinopteri, Cichliformes, Cichlidae. Bases 358 to 846 code for a protein of 162 amino acids. Gene Ontology annotation, molecular function: cyclin-dependent protein serine/threonine kinase regulator activity. Gene Ontology annotation, cellular component: cyclin-dependent protein kinase holoenzyme complex; cytoplasm; nucleus. The record is from RefSeq and is a predicted model, not a curated record. Gene Ontology annotation, biological process: mitotic cell cycle phase transition; regulation of cyclin-dependent protein serine/threonine kinase activity.
AAUUCUGCCAGAUUUUUUUUUACGCUUCCCACCUUUUUUUUUUUUUUAUUUUGCUCUUAUUUUACAGCCACCCUCAGCUUUUUCGGUACUCGGCGCCUUUUUCACUUUUUAAAAUUUUUAUCUGCUCUUCGUAUAUAAUGCGGUGGAUCUCCGUGUAUUUUUCCCGACCUGGUUUUUCUUCCGAGAUUGACUUCACGAACAGCAUCAUCCUCUGUUGUUUGUUUUCUGGAUGCUUUCGAUGGAUAUGGAUUAAUUUAAAAGCCGUAUAAAUGCACCUGCCGUCGGAGAGACACUCGGCUUUUAAAAUCGCAGAGGUGUGUGUGCCCUGGGUGCAGCCUGGCCUGUGCUGUGGAUGUGAUGAAGAACCCAGGAGCUGCGGAGAGCCGUCGGCUGGACGGCCUGCUGGAGGCCGCUCUGGUCCGAGAGGCUCGCCUCUGGAAGGUACCAGUCUUCAAGAAUGGAUGCAUCCAGGGCGCUGACAUCUCUUCAUCCCAACACCAAGAAAUGAUCCUUUGGCUUGGAGAAAUGAACAGGCUGUUUCAUUUCUGUCCAGAGACCUUUGCACUGGGAGUGUGUGUCCUCAACCGUCUGCUGUCUACUGUGAAGGCUCAAACAAAGUACCUGAAAUGCAUCGCUUUUACCUCACUGGUUCUGGCUGCCAAAAUCAACGAGGAAGAUGAGGUUAUAGGCUCUGUUAAAGACCUGGUUGUGCAGAGUGGAUGCAACUUUUCAACAGCGGAGAUUCUUCGCAUGGAGAGGAUCAUUCUAGACAAGCUGCACUGGGACUUGUACACCGCAACACCCAUCGACUUCGUUCACAUAGUAAGAGAGAAUUCAGCAGAUUGACAAGCAGACAGAAUUUUUUUUUUUUUUUUCUUUUUUGUAAUCUGGACCUGAACUCGAAAUGCUUCAUGAAUUCAGGUCCUGGUCUUGCAUAAAAACACAAGUGGUACAAAAGCGCACAUAAAACUGUCAUGCUUGCAUCAUGUUUGCUUCAAGAUGGCAUUCACAAACCCUCAGACCUUCACCUCCCCCUAAAGUAAAGAAUUGGUCCUCGUAGUGAUUGUGCAUUUAUUUGAUAUGACUCAAUGUGCCUACAGUUAUAUAUAUUAAUAUAACAAACUCCAUUCAGUUGAUAAAGAAAUCCUGCAUUUCACUAAAAGCAUAUCUGGAAGGCUGGAUUGUGUUUUUCAUCAUGCCACUUUUUAGAAAUAAGAUUUUAUUUCUUUAUUUUUAAUGAGCAAAUGCAGAUUUUAAGUAAAUCCUCCAAAUAUUUAAACCAGACAUUUUUUUUUCACUUUCCUUCUAAUUCAUUGGCAAAGAUGACAUUUAGUGAUUCAUAGACAAUUAAAUUUGUCCAUUGCAGAGUAAACAGAUGAAAUAAUUCAACUUGGAAUUAAACUUGACAUUAAAAUAAAGCUUUAGUGCCACUUUGUGAUCUAAAGAUUUGACUUGCAGUCUCCAUAGUGGACAAAAUCAAGUUUUUGUGUUUUUUAAGUAAAUACAUCAAGCGUUAUGAGGCUUCUCUAACACAGAAGGCUGCAUGUGCAAGCUGCAAGCAAAGUAACAUACGUUGCAUAUCAGGCCAAGGCACUUCUGACUAACCCUGCAGCCUCGCUGUGGAGACCUAAAAGAUGAGCGGCCAGGAGGGUAUAAAGAUCAAGGAUCUCUAAAAUUAUAUCAGGGGUAACCGCUCAAAAGCUUCGUGUUGUGUUUACGGCUUGGAUCUGUGGCACUACUUGUUAAAUCUUCCCAAGUCAUUGCCUGAGGAGGUAACAACUCUGAACUGUCAACAAACACACACACACACACACAUUAUUUGGAUCCCCCCUCGUGCAGUUGGGCCUCGGGCUGUAUUCAUAAUGCUUUUAAGUGAAAGUCAAAGAGCAAAAAUUCACGGGACUGAGGUCAACGUCUCGUCUGUGAAGGUGCUCUAAAGAAAAAUUUUUUAUCCAUGUGAUAGAAAUAAAGCGGGUUGUAGGCCAGAAGCUGGAAGCUUUAUGAAUACAGCCUUGACAAAUGGUUAAACUGAAUUCAGCCACAUGCUUUACGAGUUUUACCUACAACUCGUGAUGCACCCUUUCAAAUGCUUCUGACUUUGUAGAAAAGUUAAAUUUUGUUUUGUUUUUUUUGUCUUCUCAUGGAUUCUGACUCUGUCUCAACCCACACCUCAACGACCACCAACAUUCCCAACAAAUGUAUAUAACAGCGUUGUGAUUCUGAGAGCAGUGUCGGACUUCUUCUUAAAGCCACCAACCAUAAACUGUCCCCCCCAAAAAAGCAGUUUGGCACAUUCAGGCUGAAUCCCCACUAAACUUAGAAGAAAAAAAAAUUGUCACUUCCCCUCCAGGCUGAUAUUUAUGUCACAGGUUUACCGAGUGCAGUUCUUAUUGUGGAUCUGUUAUUGUCCUAGCGCUCGACUUUUCAGGUAUUACAAAAUCCAAGACUUUUAAAAUAAAGACAUGAUGUAUUAAUAAAAACUAUAAUAAAAUAAAGACAUUUUCUCUCUUUGUACUAUUCAAAUAAAUACUUUAACUAUACUUUUAAGUAUGUCACAAUUACAUUCCCCCGGCCCUGAAGAAGUUUCCCUUCACUAAAUAAAACUGUAUUCUACCGUUGUCUACAAAACGACUAACAAUAGACUCUAUCGAUUAAUUUGUCACAGACGCUCCACCAUGACACUUUGAUAUGAAUAAAUAAGAGGAUUUACAGAGUUUUCUUCGUGUUACCUCUCGUCGUUCUUCAACAUCCAUGUGAAACUCUUGGAGAAGCACAAUCAGCUGUGUGACGCUAAAAACCAUCUUUACUGCUACAUUACCCUGAAAAGGACUCCAGAAAGAAGUGUAGUGGUGGGGGAGGAACUCUAGAAAUUAUAUUGUGACUUUAGCGCCACACCGCUGAAUCUGCAGCUCCAGGAACAUCCCACUUUCUUUAAAUCCCAUGGCUUAUAUUUGCUACAGCGUAAAAGACGAAAUAAAGCAGAUGAACCAAACGCUAUGUGACUAAAUGAAUGACGGGGUCUGAAACAAAAGCUGGAUGAAUGCAUUCCUAUUUUUUGAUUCUCGGGAUGUUCAUCUAAACCAAAAGACUGAGCCAGCUUAUUCAGCCUGUACUCACUGGUUUUAGUGAAGCAGAUUAAUUUAGUUUAUGUUGCUAUUUGGAAAAACUGAAACCACCUUCUUUUUCCACUGAGCCCCAACUCAGGUUUGUCAGUUACCUCCCACAAACGGUAACACAGAAAAGCACUGCACGUACAAUACGAUACAAACGAGAUUACAAUAAGCAGUCGGACAAAGAGGAGGGGGGUUUGGCGGGCUUCAUUAGCAAAACCUGCACUGCUAGAGCUUCAGGUUUGGACCUCUACACUCACCUUUGAUGAAGAGUGGAUGAUCAAUCGGCAGAUUGAUCACGUCUUUGUUGGUGAGAAAUUUGAGUAAAAGGGAUGAAUGAUGUGCAGUUAAAUGCACUAGUAUACUUGAUAUAAAUCUAGCAGGUUAGGAGUGGGCGAUGGGUGGACAGACGAUGAGAUAACAAUGACAUCGUUAUGCUAACAUUUUGGUCUCGAUUAUGUUCUUUCCUCCCGUUGGUCCAUCCUAGUUCCACGC